Ictalurus furcatus (blue catfish) is the source of this 4549-nucleotide messenger RNA. RefSeq names its product transient receptor potential cation channel, subfamily C, member 1 (gene trpc1). The record is from RefSeq and is a predicted model, not a curated record. Lineage: Eukaryota; Metazoa; Chordata; Actinopteri; Siluriformes; Ictaluridae. Gene Ontology annotation, molecular function: store-operated calcium channel activity; protein binding; inositol 1,4,5 trisphosphate binding. The transcript is spliced from 15 exons. Gene Ontology annotation, cellular component: cation channel complex; membrane. The coding region runs from base 7 to 2361 and encodes 784 amino acids. Gene Ontology annotation, biological process: regulation of cytosolic calcium ion concentration; calcium ion transmembrane transport; manganese ion transport.
GUACUGAUGGCUGCGCUGUACCGGGGCCCGCACACCGCCUCUCCCCGCGCCCACCUGGCGCUCAAGGACGUCCGGGAGGUUCAGGAGGAAACCACGCUGGAUGAGAAGCUCUUCUUGUUGGCCUGUGAGAAGGGUGAUUACUACAUGGUGAAGAAGCUUCUGGAGGAAAAACGGCACGGCGAGCUGAAUAUCAACUGCGUGGACGUGUUGGGGAGGGACGCCAUCACCAUCGCCAUCGAGAACGAGAACCUGGAAAUCCUGCAGCUGCUCCUGGAAAACGGCUGCCAGACGACAGAUGCUCUUUUGGUGGCCAUCGACUCGGAAGUGGUGGGAGCUGUCGAUAUUCUUCUCAACCACCGGCCCAGACGAUCCUCCAAACCCUCGAUUGCGAAACUGAUGCAGCGGAUCCAGAACCCGGAAUAUUCCACCACCAUGGACGUGGCCCCCGUCAUCCUGGCUGCUCACAGGAACAACUACGAGAUCCUGACCAUGCUUCUGAAGCAGGACAUCUCACUUCCCAGACCUCACGCCGUGGGCUGCGAGUGCACUCUCUGCAACGCCAAGAACAAGAAGGACAGCCUGCGUCACUCCAGGUUUCGGCUGGACAUCUAUCGCUGCCUGGCGAGUCCGUCGCUCAUCAUGCUGACGGAGGAGGACCCUAUUCUCAGAGCGUUCGAGCUCAGCGCUGACCUCAAGGAGCUCAGCCUGGUCGAGGUGGAGUUCAGGACUGAUUAUGAAGAACUAGCCAAGCAGUGCAAGAUGUUCGCUAAAGACCUGUUAGCCCAGGCGCGAAACUCACGUGAGCUUGAAGUCAUCCUGAACCACACGAGCAACGAGGAUCACGUGAAUAAGAGAGGACUAAUGGAGGAGCGCAUGAACCUCAGCCGACUCAAACUCGCCAUCAGAUACAACCAGAAAGAGUUCGUGGCGCAGUCUAACUGUCAGCAGUUCCUGAACACGGUGUGGUUCGGUGACAUGGCGAGCUACCGGCGUAAACACACGGGUCUGAAGCUGCUGAUGGUGCUGAGCGUGGUUCUGCUGUGGCCGCUGCUCUCGGUGUGCUACCUGCUCGGACCGCGCUCGCGCGUCGGACACAUCAUCCACACGCCCUUCGUGAAGUUCAUCAUCCACAGCGCCUCUUACCUCACCUUCCUCCUCCUGCUCAACCUCUACUCGCUGGUCUACAACAAGGACACCAAGGACACCGUGGGCCCGGCGCUGGAGUUGAUCGACUACCUGCUCAUCCUCUGGAUCAUAGGAAUGGUGUGGUCAGAUGUAAAGCGUCUGUGGUACGAGGGCCUGGAGGACUUCCUGGAGGAGUCGAGGAACCAUCUGAGUUUUGUCAUGAACUCUCUGUACCUGGCCACCUUUGCGCUUAAAGUUGUGGCUCACAGCAAGUUUAAGAACGGGAAUGUUGACCGGAAAGACUGGGACGCCUCUCACCCCAUCCUGGUGGCCGAGGGACUUUUCGCCUUCGCUAACGUGCUGAGCUACCUGCGUCUCUUCUUCAUGUACACCACCAGCUCCAUCCUCGGCCCUCUACAGAUCUCGAUGGGUCAGAUGCUGCAGGAGUUUGGAAAGUUCUUAGGCCUGUUCCUGCUGGUGCUCUUCUCCUUCACCAUCGGCCUGACGCAGCUUUACGGAAAAGACCAGAAGGAUCCGUCCAAGAGCAAAAACGACAGCAAGGACUGCGAAGGAAUCUUCUGUGAACAGCAGAGCAAUGACGCCUUUCACACGUUUAUGGGGACGUGUUAUGCACUCUUCUGGUACAUCUUCUCUCUUGCCCACGUGGCGCUGUUCGUGACCAGGAUCAGCUACACGGAGGAACUGCGCUCGUUCGUGGGCGCCCUCAUCAUCGGCACGUACAACAUCGUCGUCGUGAUCGUUCUCACCAAGCUUCUAGUGGCCAUGCUGCAUAAGAGCUUCAGACAGAUCGCUAACCAUGAGGAUAAAGAAUGGAAAUUUGCCCGGGCCAAGCUCUGGCUCAGCUACUUUGAUGAUAAAUGCACAUUGCCUCCACCGUUUAACAUCCUUCCAUCUCCGAAGACGUUGUGCUACUUAGUGACCAGCGUGAGCAAGUGGGUCUGUUCCCAUACAUCCACUGGAAAGAUGAAGAGACAGAACAGCCUCAAGGAGUGGAAGAACCUGAAGCAGAAACGGGACGAGAACUACCAGAAGAUCAUGUGCUGCCUGGUGCAUCGUUACCUGACGUCCACACGGCAGAAGAUGCAGAGCACGGACCAGGCCACGGUGGAGAACCUCAACGACCUGCGGCAGGACCUGUCCAAGUUCCGCAACGAGAUGAGAGACCUGCUCGGCUUUCGCACAUCCAAAUACGCCAUGUUCUACCCUAGAAGCUAAAGCCGUGACCCAAAAUUGCCAUCUAGCAUGCCUGAAAACGUUUUAUUCUACACACAAAGCCUCCAGAUUCAGAACUUCUCUAAGAUUCUUGAUCAUCACACGUCUUUUCUAAAAAGUGUCUGUUCUUUGGACAAAAGUAUCUAAUAAAGAUUUUUUUUUUUUUUUAUUUUAAUGCUGCAUUUUACUUUGAUUUUUUUUUUUUGGAAAACUGUCAUCUUUGUUAAGCCCUGUGUUCCAGGGAUUAGACAGAAAAUUCCGGAUCUUUCCAGACAGCAGGUUGAUGUUCCUCCUGCUGUGAUAUGACACACAUUCAGGCUUUGAGACAUAGGUGAAAUAUUAGAAAUCCCAAUGAGAGAGCAGAGUAUAUAGUCCAACUAACGCUACGACAACCAAACGGUUUUAUUUCCAAACCCUCAGGAACAUCCCGGAGUUCAUUUUAUGUUUUAUAAAAUACUGCCAGUACUGCUAAAACUGAAUCUGUAGACGUCAUGCUGAAGUUAAAAAUAAUAAUAAUAAAUUUUUAACUUUUUUUUAGUAUAAGAUACUGCAUUACUACUCCGAUCAAAGUCUAUAAAAUCAACAAAGGUAACAAAUUACCAGGAACUGUUACUCAAAGUUAAGGUAAUCUCUGAGAAUAAUUAAAGAUUUUACGCACAAGAUUUCCUCAAGGGAUUUAAACUCACCAUUAAACCAUUACUGGGCAAACUACAGUCCCUUCCAAAACUAUUAGAACAGCAAGACCAAUUCGGUUGUUUUUGCUAUAGACUGAAGUCAUCUGGGUUUGAGAUCAAAAGUUUAGAAUUUCAGCUUUUAUUUCCUGCUAUUUAUAUGUACGUGUUAAACAACAUAAAUCAUAACACAUUUUGUAUCAGACAACCCUAUUCGUAGGCGUGCAAAAAUAUUGGAAUAUAUAACUGUGAAGAAAAAUCCAAAAACAACAGUCAGUGACAUCACCAACAACCUCCAGAGGGCAGGGGUGAAGGUAUCGCAAUCCACCGUUCGAGGAACACUUCGAGAGUAGAAAUAUAGAGGCCGUACCACGAGAUGCAAACCACUCAUCAUCAGUAAGUAUCAGAAAGCCAGAUUGGAAUUCACAAAGAAAUACAGAGAUGAUCCAUAAAAGGUCUGGAACCAAGAUGAACCUCUACCAAAGUGAUGGAAAGGAAAGGAUCUGCUCACAAGCCAAAACGUACAAGCUGAUCUGUGAAACAUGGUGGAGGUAGUGUCACGGCUUGGGGUUGCAUGGCUGCUUCUGGAACAUUCUCACUAAUCUUUACUGACAAUGGAACUCAUGAUGGUAGCAGCAGAAUGUAUUCAGAAGUUUACAGGAGCAUCUUGUCCGAUAAUUUACAGAGAAAUGCAUCCGAAUUAAUCGAGGAGGAACUUCAUCAUGCAGCAAGACAACGAUCCAAAACACACUGCCAUCUCAACAAAGGGGGGAAAAGUGGAAGGUUUGAGACUGACCAAGUCGAUCACCAGACCUUAACCCGACUGAGCAACAUUUCACCUCCUGAAGAGGAGACUGAAGGGAGAAAGCCCCCGAAACAACCAACAACCUAACCAGGCCCUCAUUUACUCCACGCCUGACCCUUCCUCGCGAGACAAGAAUCUUCACCAUCUGAAUUAUCAGUGCUCGUCUUUUUUCAUUCUUUCCUUUACUGGAGGGGGUGGACUUGGAUCUAAACACACACUAUCCGCUUGCGCAUCUCACUGCUGACAUCAUGGUGCUACUUGACAUUCUUCGCAGCACUCCCCCUGGAAAUGAAAAUGCGGGAUUCCCCCCCUCUCAGAUACAGAAUCUGCACCGUGAAUAUGUGAAUUGACGCCUCUACACAGACAGACCCUCUGCCUGACCCUCCCUCCAGCUCCCAGUCCGAGGACAACACCGCCUUCUCUGAUCUGGGCUCUGACCAUUUUUCCCUCUUCUCACCUGUCAGUCCGCCGUACUCUCAGUAUUCUCCUUAUUUCACCCCUGCUGGCUAUCCCAUGUCCCCAGAACACACCCCAUUUUCUUCCCCCUACCGCUCUCCUCAGGAUUAUACACCCACCAGUCCUGUGAAUUUUCAAUAAAAUUAUAUAUUACUCAUACUAGAUCUCCCUCGUGCUUAUUCCAUGUCAUUUUAUCCACGACAGUUCCUAUACUUUUGCUCACCUCCAAAUUGGGAGGUCUGAUACAAAAGGUUUUAUG